Messenger RNA from Vicugna pacos (alpaca), 495 nucleotides. The record is from RefSeq and is a predicted model, not a curated record. Lineage: Eukaryota; Metazoa; Chordata; Mammalia; Artiodactyla; Camelidae.
UCCGGGCGGGGAGCAGCUGUGGUGCCACUGCAGACUCUCCCGGAGCUUCCUUCCUGUGAUGUGUAACCCUGACCUUUCUUGGUUGCCCCUUCCAGAAUCCACACCGGUCACAUUCUUGCCUACUCCAUUACCAACAGAGACCGAAUCGGGCUUGGCACUGAGGCUGGUGAACGGAGGUGACAGGUGUCAGGGCCGAGUGGAGGUCCUGUAUCGAGGCUCCUGGGGCACCGUGUGUGACGACAGCUGGGACAUCAACGAUGCCAACGUGGUCUGCAGGCAGCUGGGCUGUGGUUGGGCCACGUCGGCCCCAGGAAGUGCCCGGUUCGGCCAGGGCUCGGGGCUGAUCGUGCUGGAUGAUGUGGGCUGCUCAGGGAAUGAGGCCUCCCUGUGGAGCUGCCCCCACAGCGGCUGGAACAGCCACAACUGUGGGCACCAGGAGGAUGCUGGUGUCAUCUGCUCAGGUGAGCCUUAAAGAAGUUGGGUGUCCCCCAGAGG